Prorocentrum cordatum is the source of this 882-nucleotide messenger RNA. The record is from the annotation of a GenBank genome assembly. NCBI's taxonomy places the organism in Eukaryota, Dinophyceae, Prorocentrales, Prorocentraceae.
AUGCGGCAGGCGAAGCUGAAGCCCGACGUCGUCUCCUACAACUCUGGGAUCAGCGCGUGUGGGAAGGGCGAGCAGUGGCACCGUGCUUUGGCGCUGCUCAGUGCCGUGUCGGAGGCGAAGCUGGAGCUCGACAUCAUCUAUCAUACAAGUCUUGGGCCAGCCGCGUGCGAGAAGGGCGAGCAGUGGCAGCCGGCGCUGGCGCUGCUCAGCGAGAUGCGGAAAGCGAAGUUGGUGCCCGACGUCAUCAGCUACAGCGCUACGAUCAGCGCGUGCGAGAAGGGCGAUCAGUGGCAGCCAGCGCUGGCGCUGCUCAGCGAGAUGCGGAAGGCGAAGCUCAAGCCCAACCACUGGUCUCUCCUACAACGCUGGAAUCAGCGCGUGCGAGAAGGGCGAGCAGUGGCAGCCGGCGCUGGCGCUGCUCAGCGAGAUGCGUGGGGCGAAGCUGGAGCCCAACGUCAUCUCUCCUACAUGCGCUGGGGUCAGCGCGUGCAAGAAGGGCGAGCAGUGGCAGUUGGCGCUGGCGCUGCUCAGCGAGAUGCGGAAGGCGAAGUUGCAGCCCAAUGUCAUCUUCUCCUACAGCGCUGGAAUCAGCGCGUGCGAGAAGGGCGAGCAGUGGCAGUCGGCGCUGGCGCUGCUCAGCGAGAUGCGGGAGGCGAAGCUGGAGCCCAAUUCAGCUACAACGCUGGGAUCAGCGCGUGCGGGAAGGGCGAGUGGCAGCCGGCCCUGGCGCUGCUGACCGACAUGCGGGAGGCGAUGCUGGAGCCUGACGUCAUAUCUUCAGCUACAGCGGUGGGACCAGCGCGUGCGGAAAGGGCAAGCAGUGGCAGAGGGCGCUGGAGCUGCUGGACGAGAUGUGGGAGGCGGAGCUGGAGCCCAACGUAA